UGUCAUACUGACCGUGUAUCUUGAGUGGUUGUGUUUUCGCUAUCUAGCAAAAUGUCUCAGGUGUAUGAAAACAUUUUUCGUUACGCUCUGAAAGAUUUCAGAGUUUCGGAGGAUGGCCUGAUUUCAGGCUAUUGUAAUUCGUUGGAGGAGGUGGAAACACUUCUUGAUCAGCUGAAUACUGUUGGGUUUUCAUAAUGUGUGAGAAGUAGUCGUUUUAAAGAGCCAUCUUCAGAUGUUAUGAAAAAAUAUUAAUUCCACAUUUAUUGGAACCACAAUAAAGCACUUCAGUUGCCUGAAAGCAGUAUGGUAUCCUCAUUGCACAUGGCAGACAGUUCCAUUUCUUUGCUAGAUACAACAGGUGUGACAUCGCGUAAAAUUUUGCUCCAGUACUAAGGUAUGUAAAAUAGAUAGACAAUCUGCUUCCAUCAAUUCAGAACUUUGACAAUACCUGUGAAAUGAAAUGAAUGAAAUGUCUUCUCUCAUUGUAUUAAGUUAAUUAAUAAUAACAUAUGUGAAUUAUUUAACAAUAACAAUGUUUGUGUUUUUGUCUGAGAAAUAUUAACUGUUCCAGGUAAAACAAAGCAUUUCUUCAAGCAAAUGCAGGGACAUGUCCGUAUCCCCUUUUUUGGUUGUGCAUUUGCAGUGGAGUGUGUGUGGUCGAGGCACUGUGUUUUGGGGCCAAAAUACUAUAAAAGUAGAGUGUCUAGUGUACCUGAGCACUUGGUAGGAUCAUGCUGUGUUAAGAUAGACUUACUUUCCAUAAAACAAGUUUGUUACAGGGAAAGUUUAUUAAAUAAAUUUUACAGUAGUUCUUUACCCUCUUUAGGAAGACCAUGUGAUUCCUCGUAAGAGAUUGAGGAUCAUGGAUACUAGAAAAUGCAACUGCCCAGCGACUUUAAAUAUGAAGUGUAUAAGGGUGUAUCCUGAUUACCACAGUAUGCACUCAGCAACUGAACACAGGGAUACCAAGGCAAAAGUGAGUAUCCAGUUUGGGUUCUGCUUGGAGAAAAUUUUACAUGAUCAGUUGACAUUAUACUUUAAAAUCUAUUGUUUUUAAGUUCAAACCCAGAAUAUUCCUUUGCAGCAGUUUGCAGCAAGGGAGUUGUGUAAACAAUUUAUAAUCUCACAUACAACUGCAGCAACAGUGAAACAUUACAAAAAGUGCUUGAAUCACUGAGCAACUGUGCACAAGAUUUGCAAUUAGCAAAUCCUGAAGUUGGUGGUCUCCCAUUAGCAGUGCCAUCAACUUCCAAACAAUAGCGAAGAACGGUGCCAAAAGCCUUAAAAGAUCUGUCUUAAACACAUUAUAACUUUCCAUUUGAAGGGUAAGAAAUGACUGUUUAUUUGAAUUUUAGAUAGCUCUUUGUCUAUGUAAAACACAAAUAAGCUCAGUCAUUUCUGAUCCUAGAGAUGGAAUGCUAUGAGGUCUUUACCGCACAUUUGAAUUUCGAAGUAGCAAUAGAUAAAGUAUUAUAAAAUGGAUAGUUGCUACAUUUGUGUGUGUGUUUGUGAGUGAGUGAGUGAGUGUGCGCGCACACUUUUGAAAAGGCCCUUGUUGCUCGAAAGAUAAGUCCAACAGUCUUUUUGUUGUGCCUUUCUGUGACUCAGCAUCUUCACUAUCUGGUGAGCAGCAACAACUAUCCUUUUCAUAAUAUUGUUACAUUCCAUCCCGGAUUUUUCAUUGUUCAUCAGAGAAAAGAUUUUUCUGAGGAAUUAAACUAGAUGGUAGUUUAGAACUUGCGAACUUUUUAAAAUACGAAGUAAAAGAUUUUAACUUUAAAUUAGGUUCAUUCAAAUAUGGGACAAUGUUGAGAGUUGAAAAGGUGGAACAAAUGAAUAAGAUAUAUCUUAGUGGCAUUGAGAUGUCGUAUGACUGAUGGAGGAAAGAUUUUGCAUUUCUUUUUCCAAGUAAGAAAGCGCUUGAUCUCACAUGCUUCAAUACAUGUCUAGUGAUUCACGUGAAACAGAGAAAAAGAUAAAGACUGCCCUGUUAACGAACAUGUGAGAUUGCCCAGUAUCACUCUGACAGAAGAGUAUAGUGUUUCCUUUAUAUGGUAUCUGGUCAGCAAUGUCAUUGGGACCAAAUGAAGUAAGUACUGAAUUUUUUUAUUUGCUUUGGAAGCUUAAUGUGUAUCAGUUACCUACAUAUUGGAUAUCUACCACCUUGGUUCUAAUGUUCUUAAUAACUCUGCAGAGUUACUGCAGGUACCACACAGAAGCAAUUACUGUUACUGGAAUACCAGUAAUGUUUUUUAAAUUCAGUUAUAAAUUAGUUCUGGGCAUUGCAGCUGGUGAGCAAUGUCAUCGGGCACCAAAAGAAGUUCAGUUAUGGAUUUCUGGCCUUCAGUCCAUGGGAAAAUGCACACCAGAUUGCAUCAAGACUGUUAUAUUCCAAGGAUAUCUUGGAAGAUUGAUAGUAUUCCUGAAGGAAAACAAUCCUUAUAGUGUUUCACAUGUGUAUCAAAAUGCUAUUUGUUGUGGCACAUAAAUGUUUGCAACUUGAUUGUAAUUUUUGAACAGUUUCUCAACAAUCCAAGAAUUUCUUGUAAUGAGAAGUAGACAUCGUUGCUUGGGUAAAGGAAAUACAAAUCACGGUCAAUACAACUACCUUAUUAACUUUCCACAGAGAAAUAUUUUUCACUACUGCUACUUAAAAAUUCAAAUGUGUGACAGUUUUCUUACAGAACUUGGCAUAAAGAUCUCCCUUAUUUGUAUUUUUUAGAUAGCUCUUAUUAUUUGAUCCUUCAAAUGGAAUGCUAUGACCUCCAUGUGACCUAUUCCUUAGUAGUUAAUUAUCCAUUAAGGCACAAAUAUAUGAACAUUACAAUGGGAGGGCUCUUUAUGCCAGGCCCUGUAAAAGUAAUGGCAUCUUACUUAGUAUUAUUGUUGGGAAUUUGAUGGCACAGCUGUGGGGAGACCACAAAUUUCAGGGUUUGCUAACUGCAGAUCUGGCACACAGUUGCCGAGUGAUUCAAGUGCUUUUCAUAAUGUUUCACUGUUGAUACAGUUGUAUGUGAGAUUAUAAACCUGUUUGAACAACACCUUCACUUCAAAUUGCUGCAAAGAAAUGGUUAAGGUAUCAGUGUGAUGCUCUAUGUGUGUUUCCUCAACUGUGUCCUCAUUGCUACUGUCUUCAUGUGAAAUUACUGCGGACACACUUCUGAAACCAAACCUGUACAUCUUGUGAAGACAGAUUUAUGGGCUAUUCCUGCAGCUUUCUGUUAUUUUAGCAAAACCCCACUCUGGAUAGAAAAUAAAGAUUGCACAGAAAUGCUUGCAUGGGUACUUAUAUAUCUCAAAAUCUUCACAUGCGCAGUUUGGUAGAGCAAAGUUGAAGAUGGUAGAGCAAAGCUUGCAACAUAAAUUGUCUUUGAAUAUUGUACUCUCCAUACAAAACAUUGUCCAACUUCACAUUCACUAAUCUUGCAGUUAACUCAACUUGCCCUGUUGCAUAUCACUGCAUGACAUGUUUCACAAACUUGCUUUUUUUUAUGAAAAAACAGUGGAACAUCUCUGUUCUGAUUUGAUGGCAGAAUUCUGCAGACAGUACUUUCUAAUUAGACUUGGAAGAAAUUGAUUUCUUAUAUCCUUAGUAGCCCCAUUCAAGGUCCCAUCUGUAUUUCAUUUUAGGAAAAAAGUUUACAAUCUUGUUCAUGGCUUCAACUCCACUUGUAAUGUCAAUGGUAUCAAAAUUGCCCUUGUCCUCAUAAGUUUCCACGCUUUUCAUGUACCAAUAGCCACUGCUGUUAAACAUACGGUGAUGCAUAUUCGUUUCUCUGAGAAGCCUCACUAUCUCUUCUGUAUGAUCUGUAAAUUCUCUGUUGGUGAUUGUGAAAUUUCUUGCCACAUGCCCAGAAAUCUCUUCAUGUCAUUUGGUAUAUAUUCAGCCAUCUUCCUCAAACCUGUUUGACUGAAAAGGCACAAGUAAACUUUUGUCUGAGGAAAUGCUUGAUCAGUUGUGUUUAUCUCAGACUAUAAGAAAUCAGUAACCCAGUAGAUGGAAUUCCAAUCCUUGAAAAUGGCUAGUGCUUCAUGAAUGGAUCUCGCAUUUUCAACUUGAAUGAAAAAGAAAACCAAAUAACCCACAUUACUCUUUACAGCUAUAAAAAAACAAAGGCAUAUCAUGUGUUGUUGUUUUGUAUGUUGCAUAUAACAACUAUCCCAGUACUUCUUCAAAAGAUCUCUUUGCUAACAGCUCUGAUAGAAAAAAGUUAUGGUUUCACUCCUCCAUUGGCACCUAUACCAUGUUUGUAAUAAAUCAUGUGAUUGCUUUAUUCCUUGUGCCACUCGUCAGUAUGAUUUUGCAAUCUAGUCUCGUCAAACAAUGCUUUAUUUGUACAUUACAACGUCCAAUAUGUGUGAAUAUAAUUUUUUUUCAGUGGGGUAGAAUGUAGUAUUCGUUAGACCUGGUAUGUGUGUCCCAGUGAAAUUAUCAAUAAAUGUAUCUAGAGCCAAAUUAUUGGCUGUAUGAUAUCAUUCCAUUGUGCACCUGAAUUUGUAUUUCCUUUACAAGCAAUUGUUAGCAUGUGUGUGUGUGCUGAUUUGCUGGAGAAGCGGAGAGAUAGUCUUUCAGCUAUCUUUGAGACAGUUAAAGGAGGUGCUUUAGAAAUGAGUGUCCUGGUUGAUAUGAAAAACAGUUUUCAAAUUUUCUGUACAAACUGUAAACAGUUCCUCAGUUGGUGAUUGUGGAAGAGAUUGCCAUAGCCACAGUAUUGAUCCACUGUCAGGUGGUAAACCUAGGAUUUCCUUCCAGUAUGAGCCAAGUGAAGUAAAACUGUGGUUGGAGAAAUGUUUUAUAUUCUUAAAUUGAGUAUUUGUAACCCAUUACGUUGGAUUGCAGUUCAUGUAUCAACACUUAAAAAUGUUUAGUUCUUCACUGAUGACACUUGAUACCAUUUCAAUUUUUUAAGGCUAUCCUGUGUCAAGUUAAAUUUUGAAUUAUCCAUUUAAGCUUACUUUUUGCUGUGUGGCAGAUGGAUUUAUGUUCAUGUAAUAUUUUUAACGUUGAUUGUGGUAAGGUGUAAUCAUAUGUAAAUACCCAAUAAAAUAGAUUGAUAUUUA
Molecule: messenger RNA, 5061 nt
Organism: Schistocerca piceifrons (Central American locust)
Lineage: Eukaryota; Metazoa; Arthropoda; Insecta; Orthoptera; Acrididae
Exons: 4
Coding region: 2069-2488 (139 amino acids)
Molecular function (GO): DNA-binding transcription factor activity
Source: RefSeq, a predicted model, not a curated record